ACGUCAGUCUGUGUUUGCUCCGCCGUCAGCGAAGAAGACAAACGACGUAAAACGGAUCUAAAACGCGAAAACAACACGUUCCGCGAAACAAAACGGGUGUAGAAGUUUUUAGAUCGCGCGAGGAGUUUGUCCUCAAUUCUCAAAAAAGAUAGAACAGUGAAAAUAUUAUAACGGGCUUUAGAUUUAAACAGUGAAUUUUGCGAAAUGUUUGAUAUUUUUGUUACAUAUAUUUAACCAUUGAACAAAUGUAGUUGAAGACGAUCGCUGUUCGCUCGAAAUUCGUUUUCGAAUAUUGUUGUUACGUUCGGUUGGGAUUGGACUUUCAUGAGUGCAAAUUUGCACAUUCUCAUUCGUGCAAAUUAAUUUGCGCGUUUCUCGAGACGCUUCUUCUAUUGGCAUUCCUCGCGCGAACACUUCUUGUGACACUGACUGCCUCGUUUCUGGGGAACUCUCUCGUGGCUAUUGAAGACAAUCAACGGGAAGUGAACGACGACAAAAUUCUCUUCAAGAGAAACACACAGUGCGUGUAAUUGAGAAACGAUAAGUUCGGACAAACAAACUCUUCGAUCCGAAAAACCGAUCAGUUUCCGACUCGAUCGAUGAUGCAACCGCGGCGAAUGCAACGUGCAACCGGAAGUGUUCGGUGAAAAAAAAAUCUUCGAAAUUAACCGGAGACAAAUUAACGGAAGACAAAAUGAUAACCGUGCCGAUGUCAAGCUCCAGUCCCUAUGUGAAAGUCACGUCCUAUAGCGACGCGAGCACCGUCGCGAGAAAACCCUUGGUUCAACAGUUCUUGAGAGACAUGAAGGAGCAUUCAGCGGCCCAACGAAUGGAGAGAGAUAAGGACUUGCCGCAGCGGUCGCAGAGCAGCGCGGCUAGCUUGACGUCUAUAGGUGCCGAUAUAUCUCCUAGUUCUUCCCAAUUCUUCGAAGUGUUUUACGUUGGCAAGAUUAAAGUCUCGCAUGCGAAAGUGCCGGAAUCGUUUAUCGACGACGCUUUGAUUAAAUUUCGCGUUCAUGGACUCGAAAAAUCGAGAUCUUCAACGAGCAAUCUUCUCUCAGAUUGUCAACGGCUAAAACGCCAAGCUCUGAUGGCUUCUAUGAAUAAUAGAAGAAACAGUACGGAAUCCACUGCCAGUGAAUCGGGCAGUAUCGAGAACGUGUCGGGAAACAGCAGUACAAUUCCAAGCGUGAAUUCGCUUGGAGUCCCGCCAGUGCUAACCGGUUCGGUGGAAACUUUCCCAAGAACGACCGCCGGUCUCGCUGAGAACGAUGCUCGUGAUAAGAAUCGGACGUCCGAAUCUUCCGUUAAUUCUAAUAUUACCGUACCUGAAACGAUGCGAAAUCGCGCGGCAUCCACCGGCAGCGUCUUGAGCGGCAGGCGAGAUUCUGCGAGCAAGGGGAAUGACGAUCACAAUCGCACUAUGCUGUUCGAAGUAGGACAGUGUGAGUUGAUACUGAUCAGUCCCGACAGAAAGCGCAUAGUUCUGCAAAAACAAGUAAGGGACGUAGCCAGUUGCGCGAAGGGCGUAAAAAAUACCGAACACUUUGGAAUUGUCUGCAAGGAACCAGACUGCUUUAUCGGAUAUGUCUUCAAAUGUCAAUCCGGCUCUGUCGCGGAUGAUCUUGUUGCAGCGAUUAAUCAAGCUGUCACAUCUUGCGAUGUCACAAGGAAGGAGAGAUAUCCUGUGUUCUCUUGCGAACAUUGUCCUAUGUAUUGGUACAAUAAGCUGUGUCAAGAGAUCGAAGGACAAAAUGAUACAAGAGUACAAAAUAUUAUCUUUUCGCGCAUGGUGUUGCUGCCGGAAGACGAGCAGGAGCUCGUCGUAAGUAAAUAUAAAGGCGCGGAAGCCGCGGGCACCAUUGGCGCCGGUUCGUCGAGCCUCCGUGAGCAAAAUCAAUUUCUCAUGCGAUUGUUGCGCGCUCACUGCGAAUCGAAACAGGCUAGACACGUGCACGACACAGCCGAGAACAGGAGUGAAUUCCUCAAUCAGUAUUUGAACGUCGGCGUAGGCAGCACGAUAUUUAUGAAAGCGAAACGCUCUCUCACAAACAGUUUUGACAAUCUGAUGAAGAGGAAAGGUUCACGUGACGACUUUGGUUUGGGUCCGCAAUUGCGUGAUCCGAACCAUUUGAACGCAAAUGCGGGAAUACAAAAGAGCAAUAGUCCGGACACAUCGCGACAUCCGUCCAUAAUGGACACCUCGCCGGAAUCGAGUAGACCGAGAUCAUUGCGUGUCUCGCCCGAACAACAAAUCAUCGCGAACAACGGGCCGAAGAGUUCCAUGAUGGACAUUUUUUUGAAAGUCGGUAACUCACCGAAAUCGUCACCGACGGAAACUGAUGGAAACGGUACGAUGCAAGCCAAUGGCUCGUGGCGGCAGACGAUACUGAACAGAGUUGUGACACCAAACAAAGAUCGCAAUGCCAAAGAGAUCGAAGAAGUUGGAAAUAUAAGUAUCGUCAAAAGUUCAGAGACACCCGUGAAACGUAGGACAAAACAAGAAUUGCGCGAUUUGUGGAAGAAAGCGAUCAAUCAACAGCUAAUACUCAUAAGAAUGGAAAAGGAGAACGCAAAACUUAGAGAACGCCAGGAAGAAGCAAGUAAGAAGGAAGCGGUGAAGAGAAUCAAGUUGGAAUACGACGAACUCAGCAGCUGCGCGCGCAAAGUGGUGGAAGUUUGGGAUCUCCUCAUUAGCAAAGAAUCGCGAGUCUCCACAAAAUGUGAUAACCAAAUGCUUUUGCACGCUAUCAAACAAGGUGUGCCGAAAGGAAAGAGAGGUGAGGUCUGGCAAUUUCUGGCCGAGCAGUUCUGCCUGAAGCAACCGCCCAUAGACACUCAGGAUUUUCCGAAUUACAACACACCUUACGAAUUGCUUCUGAAGCAACUUACGUCUCAGCAACACGCUAUUCUCAUCGAUUUGGGAAGAACGUUCCCAAAUCAUCCGUAUUUCAGUUCACACUUGGGACCUGGUCAAUUGGCGCUUUUCAACUUGCUGAAAGCUUAUUCCUUGCUGGAUCACGAAGUCGGCUAUUGCCAAGGUCUCAGUUUUGUCGCCGGCGUGCUUUUAUUGCACAUGGCAGAGGAUCAAGCCUUUUUCUUAUUGCGACACCUAAUGUUUCGUCGAGGGCUCAGAAAAUUAUAUCUGCCCGACAUGGCGGCACUGCAGUUACACUUGUAUCAACUUUCUAGAUUGCUACAUGAUCGUUUGCCGGAUAUUUACAAUCAUUUCGAUAAACACGAAGUGUCGCCUACUUUAUACGCCGCUCCAUGGUUGUUGACUUUGUUUGCCAGCCAGUUUCCUUUAGGUUUUGUUACCAGAGUUUUCGAUUUGCUAUUUUUGGAAAGUUCUGAAGUGCUCUUCCGUGUAGCAGUCGCACUAUUAGAAGAGCAUCAAAGUCAAUUAUUAAAUUGCGACAGUUUUGAGGAAAUUAUGGAAUAUCUCAAAGUGCGUGUACCAGCAGUGGACAAAGAAAGCUUAGAUCAUAUCAUGAAACGAGUGUUUUAUCCCGAUUUGGAUAUGACGAAGCAAUUGAACGAAUACAGAGUCGAAUAUCAAGUAUUACAAGAGGAAAUGAUCUCGAUGAAGCCGCAAAUGGAAAACUUGGAAAAGUACAAACUGAUGAACAAGCAACUCACGCAAGAAGUUGCGCAACUUAGUGAGCAGCUUGAGAUUACCAUGAACAAUCUGCGUAGACUCGAAACAGCGCGCUCGAUGCAACAAGCGACCAUCCACAAACUUGAGUCUCAGAAUCGCGGUCUCGAAGUGACCGUGACCACGUUAGGCGAAUUCAUUCAACAGUUAGUAGAUACGCGCACCGACAUCGAAGUGUCGGGCGACGUUCGCAGAAUACUCGCUCAACUGAGCAUGGUCGAGAAACGACGAAACGCAGGCAAGUCUUAUCCGUUGAAAGUAAUCGAGGACAACAAAUACGGGAUGAUAAAGAGCAAUUCGACCGGAAGAGAGUCUCAGGCUCUUUUGAAGAACAACAACAUGGACACGCCGUAUCCGUUGAAAUCUGCUCUGAGCCAACCGAAUCUGGCGACCAAGUUCUCCUCGUUCUUUUCGAACUCGCACAAUCAUAUACAGAAGCAACGCGCGCAACUGGCGGCCCUCAGGAACGAGUAUACCGAACAACCGAUACGGAGCAACAACAACAACAACAACAACAACAACAACAAUAACAACAACGACGAGAACGAUCCUAAAACGGUCAACAUCGACAUUCAGAUCACGGAUACCAUGAAUCUUGCCAACAAUCCGAUUCCCCAAAGCGAGAGCAAUCUCAAGGUUCCGGCUACGAAUCUGGAGAAAUCGAUAUCGUUGCCGCUGAAGAUCAAAUUGAAAUCGUCAAAGUCGGCUUACGAAUUGGGAUCCGUGAAGAAGGUACCCACGAGUAAGCUCGAGGCCACGAACAACGACUUGCUAACAAAUUUAACCGGGACCGUGCAUCCGCUCGACACCUGCAGCGACGUGAACUUCCGAUACGGCGGUACCACGAAACUGAAGUCCAUCAAACCCGUUAGAUUAUUUAGUCCGAGUUGUGGAAGCGAGGAUGUCGGUGGAAGCAACAAACAAAAGUCUGAUCAAACCUCCGACACUUUAAACAGAUAACAAUCACUUUCGAAUUCGUCUUCGAGGAGUGUUUUAUCAAAGAGAAUUUUUAUAAAGAAUGUAUAUUUAAAACGAUAUUUCGGCGACGAGUAAUGUUGUCGUCGGUUUUAAGAUUUACGGUAGGAUUACGUCUUCGUGUUUAUAACUGCUCCGCGUUCUUUUUGAGUAAGUUUUUACAACAGCAAUUCGUUUAACUUGCGUAAUUUUGGAGAAUUAUUUUUUCUUAUGACUUGAAACACUUGGAUCUGAUUUUUGAUGUUUGCGAUUAGUGGAAAUCGAAUGAUGAAUAUCGCGUCAGGAUCACAUUGAACGGCAAUAGUAGUUGCGUGUAGAUAAACAAAGCCAACAGAAAAAUCCAUUGUUUUUAGAUAACAUUAAAAAUCUCUCUCUAAUAUAAUAACGAUCAAAAUAACACACAUAUCUGUAUUCAAAAAGAAAAGAAUCGAACCAAGGUGCUAAACCGAACGUACGUGCAACCAGUGUGUCAGAGAUUGCCAAAGAAAGUGCCAAACUUUCUCUGCAUGAGAAUACACAUUUCACAGUAGAAUUAAAAACAAAAAACAAAACAAAAAAAAAGAUUUUAGUUACCCAGAAGGUACUGCGUACAUACUGCGUACAUACGCAUGCAUAGACGCGGUUGUGUGUCAUCGGCUGGAAAGAGACGGACGCGUGUAUUUAUAAAAAAAAAAAAAAACAAACAAAAAAAGGCCAUUAA
Messenger RNA from Pseudomyrmex gracilis, 5330 nucleotides. It is a transcript of the gene plx, whose product is annotated as TBC1 domain family member 1. NCBI's taxonomy places the organism in Eukaryota, Metazoa, Arthropoda, Insecta, Hymenoptera, Formicidae. Bases 695 to 4615 code for a protein of 1306 amino acids. The record is from RefSeq and is a predicted model, not a curated record. The transcript is spliced from 15 exons.